CCUGAUGAUAAUCACAAAAAAUGCGCCUGCAGGUUGCCUCCUGCAUCAUCUAAGUACGAGUAGUGUCUCUUUCUUCCACUGACAGGCAACGGAUCGACCCUGCAUUUCACAUGCCGGUUAAGUUCCUCUGCGGGGUCAACGCUUCGGGCAAUUAGGGCUCAGGGCAAUGACCCAAGCCCUGCUUACCACUUCAGGACGGAGGACGGAACGGACAGACAGGCUAGGCUGACGCGGAGCCUCCCUUCCCGCAUUGGCUUCGCCCUCGCCUUCCAGUUGACGAUAAGCAGGACCCCAGCGGAGAAAGAGGAAGACAGGAAGGAGAAGAGCGCAUCUCGCACCACCACGACGCUGCCAUGACAUGAUCGACACUCCGCGACUCAUCUCCCAUCCAAUUUAAUCCGGAUCCUUCGGAGGGGUUGUUGCAACCCCCCCCCAAAUCACACCAUGUAUCACCUCGCCAAGUCGCUGUACAUGUACGCCACGAGUAAAGAGGAAUACUCCGUCCUCCUCCUCGGCCUCGACAACGCCGGCAAAACCACCCUCCUCUCCCAGAUCAAAGCGCUCUACCAGCCCCCGCGCGCCGAUGGCAGCCUCCCGGCCUCGCUCCUCCCCGCCAGCAUCGGCAAGACCGUCCCCACCGUCGGCCAGAACGUCGCCACCAUCUCGCUGCCGGACAUGUACCUGAAGAUUUGGGACGUGGGCGGCCAGAUCUCCAUGCGCAACCUCUGGCAGAGCUACUACGCCAGCUGCCACGCCAUCAUCUUCGUCGUCGACAGCGCCGACGUCGGCCAGGACCCGGACAUCACGCGGCUCCCGCAGCGGCGGCGCGCGAGCGGGGGCGGCGGUGACCUCGGAUCCACCUCCCCGACGAACGUGACCUUCACGGCCGAGAAUGUCGGGAUCAACGCCCCCGGGAGCGACUUCGGGCGGCUGGACGAGUGCCGGCAGGUGCUGGAGUCGGUGCUGAAGCACGCGGACGUCGCCGGGGUGCCCAUCUUGGUGCUGGCCAACAAGCAGGACCGCGAGGACUCGGUCGAGGUCGUCCGCAUCAAGGAAGGGUUCGUGCGCAAGGUCUUCGAGGGUGAGUCCGGGGCGGGCGUGCGCGACAGCCGCGUGCUGCCGGUGAGUGCGCUGAUGGGGUCCGGCGUGCAGGAGGCGGUGGAGUGGGUGCAGAGUCGGGUCAAGUGGAAUAAGGAGGGGCGGCCGCCAGUGAUGCGGUGA
Messenger RNA from Aspergillus fijiensis CBS 313.89, 1221 nucleotides. RefSeq names its product ADP-ribosylation factor family protein. The record is from RefSeq and is a predicted model, not a curated record. The transcript has 3 exons. Gene Ontology annotation, biological process: Golgi to plasma membrane protein transport; protein localization to organelle; intracellular protein transport. The coding region runs from base 445 to 1221 and encodes 258 amino acids. Gene Ontology annotation, cellular component: Golgi apparatus. Lineage: Eukaryota; Fungi; Ascomycota; Eurotiomycetes; Eurotiales; Aspergillaceae. Gene Ontology annotation, molecular function: GTP binding; GTPase activity.